This is a messenger RNA of Neolamprologus brichardi, 3542 nucleotides long. Lineage: Eukaryota; Metazoa; Chordata; Actinopteri; Cichliformes; Cichlidae. The record is from RefSeq and is a predicted model, not a curated record.
CAGUGAUGGAGGAAUCACUCAGGUGUAUCUCCCUCUGUGAUCCUGAGGGUGUCCAUGCCUUCAUCCUGGUCCUACCUGUGGCUCCCCUCACCGAUGAAGACAAGGGAGAGUUAGAGACCUUCCAGAACACAUUCAGCUCUCGAGUCAAUGACUUCACCACGAUUCUGUUCACUGUGGACUCAGAUCCUACAGAUCCAGCUGUUAUUAACUUUAUAAAGCGGAACAAGAACAUCCAGGAGCUCUGUGAGAGAUUUGGAGGAAGAUCAGUUGAUCUCAAUGUCAAAGACAAACAGGAGAUCCCACAGCUGUUAGAUACUGUGGAAAGAAUGAGACUGGGCAAGGACAAACCAGGUAGUUAUACAACUGUAACAUUUGCACGUGCUCAGAUAGAAAAGAUUGUACAACAAGAAAGAACUAUCACUCAGCAACAGGCUGAACUUGAAAAACUGAAAAACAAGAAACAUGACACAUAGCCUCUCAGGAUUGUGCUGAUUGGGAAGACUGGAAAUGGAAAAAGCUCAUCAGGAAAUACCAUUCUAGGAAAAAAGCAAUAUAAAGCUGAACCGAGUCAAACAUCAGUCACCAAAUGUUGUCAGAAAGAAUAUGGUGAAGUGGAUGGUCGCCCUGUUGUUGUGAUCGACACUCCUGGUCUCUUUGACAACAGUUUAACAAAUGAACAGGUUCAAGAUGAGAUGGUGAAAUGUGUCAGUCUUCUGGCUCCAGGACCACAUGUCUUCCUGCUGGUGAUACAGAUCGGCAGAUUCACAGAAGAGGAGAAGAAAACACUCAAUUUAAUCCAGGAUGGGUUUGGAAAAAACUCUGAAAAGUUCACCAUCAUUCUUUUAACUGGAGGAGAUAAACUAGAGAACGAUGAUGUGUCCAUAGAAGAUUACAUAAAAACCAAAUGUGAUGAUUCCUUUAAGAAGCUGAUCUCUGACUGUGGAGGAAGAUACCAUGUGUUCAAUAACUGUGAUAAAAAAAACCGCCAACAAGUCAGUGAGCUGAUAACAAAGAUUGACACCAUGGUGAAGGAAAAUGGAGGAAACUGCUUCACCAAUGAGAUGCUGCAAAAGGCUGAAGCAGCAAUAAAGAAGGAAAUGGAGAGAAUCCUGAAGGAGAAGGAAGAAGAGAUGAAGAGAAAAAGAGAGGAGCUAGAAAGAAAACAUGAGGAAGAAAAGGAAGCCAUCAAAACAAGAAUGGAAGAAGAGAAGGAAAAACUUCAGCGGGAAAGAGACCAGAAACUGAAGGAAAUGGAGGAUAAUAUGAAUAAGGAGCGUGAGGAGAGAAAGAAAGAACAGGAAAUGAGAAAAAGAGAGAACAGGAAACGGGAAGAGGAGGAAGAAAGACGAAGGCAGGAUUUUAUAAAGCAGCUUGAAAUGUUGGACAAACAAAUUCAGUCAGAAAAAGAGGAAAAGAAAAAUGUGGAGAGAAAGCUGGAACUGGACGAAAGCAGAGAAGAGAUGAAGAGAAAACAAGAAGCCUGGGAGAAAGAACGAAGAGAAGAAAGAGAGAAGCGAGAACAAGAAGAUAAACAGAGACAACAGAAGGAGGAAGAAAGAAUGAAAAAACUUGAAGAAAAGUACAAACAGGAAAAAGAAAGUUAUGAAAACAAAAGAAAAGAAUAUGAGAGCAGGAGAGAAAAGGAGGAGAAAGAACAAAAAGCACGGGAGGAAAACUAUAAAAGAGAAGUGGAGGAUCUGAAGCAGAAGUAUAACGAUCAGGCCAGAAGAGAAGCUGAACAACACAGAAAGGAAAUUUCAGCUCUGAAACAAAAGCAUGAGAAAGAAAUGAAAGACAAAUGUGAAGAACAACUAAAGAAAAAGCACCAAGAAAAUGAAAAGCUACAGAAACAGCACCAAGAAGAAAUCAGUUACACAACAUCAACAUUUGUAUUCGGAAAAAUGGAUCAAAUUUCACAACAGCAGACAAAAAUAAUUUCUCUACAGGAGGAGCUUAAUGAGAUGAGGUCAAAGGUCACAGACACUGGUGAUGAUGAGAACAUGGACAUGGAGCCUCUCAGGAUUGUCCUGAUAGGAAAGACCGGCUGUGGAAAGAGCUCAUCAGGAAACACAAUUCUAGGAAGGAGAGAGUUUAAAGCUGAAUCAGCUCAACAGGCAGUAACUACAUACUGUCAGAAAGUACAGGGUGAAGUGGACGGUCGUCCUGUUGCUGUGGUCGACACUCCUGGUUUCUUUGACACAACUCUGUCACAUGAAGUUCAUGAGGAGUUGAUGAAAUGUGUCAGUCUUCUGGCUCCAGGACCACACGUCUUCUUGUUGGUGAUACAGAUCGGCAGAUUCACAGCAGAGGAGAAGGAGACAUUAAAAUUAAUCAAGAAAUUCUUUGGGAAGAAUUCAGAAAACUUCACCAUCAUUCUUUUAACCAGAGGAGACGAUCUGGAAGCUGAUGAUCAGACCAUUGAUGAGUACAUUGAAAAAAAAUGUGAUAAUUCCUUCAAGAAGCUGAUCUCUGACUGUGGAGGAAGAUACCAUGUGUUCAACAACCGUGACAAACAAAACCGUACACAAGUCAGCGAGCUGAUAACAAAGAUUGACACCAUGGUGAAGAACAAUGGGGGAAGCUUCUACACCAAUGAGAUGCUGCAAGAGGCUGAAACUGCAAUACAGAAAGAAAUGCAGAAGAUCCUGAAGGAGAAAGAAGAAGAGAUGCAGAGAGAAAGAGAAGAACUUGAAAGGAAACAUCAGGAAGAAAAGAAGAGCCUGCAAAGAAGAAUGGAAAAACAGAGAGAUGAGACUGAAAAAGAGAGAAAACAGAGAGAGAAGCAGCUUCAAGAAAUGGAGAAAAACAUCAAAAUAUCUGAGAGAGAACAGAAGAGAGAAGAAGAACUUAGAGACGAGGAAGAAAAUAAAAGAAAAAUGCAGGAAGAACGUCAACAACAGGAGUGGGAAAAAGAACGAGAAGCUCUGGAGAAAAAAAUCAAGUCAGAAUCAAAGGAAAAGGAAAUCACUGACAGAAAACUGGAGAAGGUUAAAAGAGAGAUGAAAGAAAAACGAGAGAUUUGGGAGAAGGAAAGAAAAGAGUGGUGGGAAAAACAGCAUCAAGAUGAACUGAGACGUCAGAAGGAGAGAGAGAAACUGAAGAAGCUUCGAGAAAAGUACAAACAGGAAAUAGAAAAAUAUGAAAACAAAAGAAAAGAAGAAGAUCGACUCAAAAGAGAACAAGAAGAGAAGGAGCGAAAAGAAUUAGAGGAAAACUACAAGAAGAAAAUGGGAAACAUGAAAACAAUUUAUGAAGAGGCCAGAAAACAAGCUGAAGAGUUCAAUGAGUUCAGAGAAAAAUAUUACAAAGAACUCAAAACUCUGACGUUAAAACAUGAUGAGGAGCUGAAAGCUCUGAAGCAUAAGCAUGAGACAGAAAUGCAACAGAAACAGAACGAACACAGCAAAGAGUACAAGACAUUAGAAGACCAAGAAAAGAAAAAAGAAGAGGAAAUCAAAACCCUGAAAGAAAAACAACAAAAAGAAAUGGAUGAUUAUCUUGACCUCAGCGUGGUAAAAGUCAAGAAGUGUACCAUCAGCUGA